Molecule: messenger RNA, 501 nt
Organism: Acanthosepion pharaonis
Lineage: Eukaryota; Metazoa; Mollusca; Cephalopoda; Sepiida; Sepiidae
Source: the annotation of a GenBank genome assembly
AUGGCCCAAUCUAUCUAUCUAUCUAUCUAUCUAUCUAUCUAUCUAUCUAUCUAUCUAUCUAUCUUGUGGACAAGCGUCAUAAUACCGGAUUCAGGCAAUUGUCCAAAGGAGAAGUAUCUGGCAGGUUGUCGUCAUAUUAUUAUUGUUGUGGUCAUUAUUAUUUUCUUUCUAUUGCUCUCUUUGAACUCCUUUUCCUCUUUUUACUUCUUUUUCUAUUUUCUAUGCCUCUUUCUCCCCUAUACUCUUUCUUAUUUUCUCUUCACCUUGUUAUUUCUCUUUACUCUGUUACUCUCUUUCCCCCUUUCGCUCUCCUCUUCUCUCUCUCUAUUUCCCCCUUUCGCUUUCCUCUUCUCUCUCUCUCUUUUCUCCUUUUCCUGUAUUUCCAUUUUAGUUUUCUUCACAGUAUUUCCCGUAAAAUGGUUAUUUUCUUUUUAUUCUCUUCUUUUUUCUUUCUCUCAAUCUCCGUUUUAUUUCUCUCCUGUCAUUUUUCGUCGAAUAUAA